This is a messenger RNA of Pomacea canaliculata, 4350 nucleotides long. RefSeq names its product spermidine synthase-like. The transcript has 9 exons. The record is from RefSeq and is a predicted model, not a curated record. Gene Ontology annotation, biological process: spermidine biosynthetic process. NCBI's taxonomy places the organism in Eukaryota, Metazoa, Mollusca, Gastropoda, Architaenioglossa, Ampullariidae. Gene Ontology annotation, cellular component: cytosol. Gene Ontology annotation, molecular function: spermidine synthase activity. The coding region runs from base 236 to 1120 and encodes 294 amino acids.
UCUCUCUCACACACACAAGUCUUUACAAACAGAACUGUAGUCCGCUUCACUGCGCCGUCACGGUUGGUUGCCACAACUGCUGUCUGUGUAUUGCACCUGUCAGCUGUCCAUUAGGAAGACGACCGCAACUCAGACAAGUCAGACUCGAGGUCGACCUCAGGCUAAGGUGAGUGCACGCUGGUGGUGGUGGUGACCCGCACACACCGCGCGCUGGCUUCCGUGACGACCCGUGACCAUGAGCGACUCCAGGCUGGACAACGGGUGGUUCCGAGAGGAGGACCAGUCCUGGCCAGGCUACAGCAUCUCCCUGAAGGUGGAAAAGAUCCUGUUCCAGGGCAAGUCCGAGUUCCAAGACAUCUUGGUGUUCCACAGCACUACAUUUGGUGUCGUGCUGGUGCUAAAUGGAAUUAUACAGUGCACAGAGAGGGACGAGUUUACCUACCAAGAAAUGAUUGCUCACCUGCCACUCAAUGUGCAUCCAAACCCACAAAAGGUUUUGGUGAUAGGUGGUGGUGAUGGUGGUGUGGUGCGAGAGGUCCUCAAGUAUGAAAGUGUUCAGAAUGUUGUCCUAUGUGAAAUUGACCAGAAAGUCAUUGAUGUCAGUCAAAAGUUUUUGCCCACGAUGGCAAGUUGUCUGGACAAUCCCCGGGUAACAAUCCAUGUUGGCGAUGGCAUUGCCUAUGUCAAGGACCAUCUGAGUGAAUUUGAUGUCAUCAUCACUGAUGCUCCAGAUCCUAUAGGUGUUGCAGAAGGCCUGUAUGAGAAGGCUUUCUAUCAAGAUAUGAAAAAUGCACUAAAACCAGAUGGUGUCAUGUGCUGUCAAGGGGAAACUCCAUGGUUCGACCUGCCAUUGAUCAAGCGCAUGCUUACAGACUGCCGCAGCAUCUUUCCAUGUGUUGCUUAUGCUGUUGGUAACACACCAACAUACACGGGGGGUCUGAUGGGGUACAUGCUGUGUAGUUCUGACUUGAAGGCCAAACUGAAGCAGCCGUUGAGAAAUUUUACUGAUGAGCAGUUGCGAAGAAUGAAUCUGCGAUACUAUAGCCCUGAAAUGCAUGUUGCCUCUUUCACUUUGCCCCUUCAUAUCAGGGAGACUGUGGGAGAUGUGCUAGACACCUAGCGGCAUGGUUUAACAACAUAUCUCAACAGAUACAGUGUUCCUUCCUACAUUCAGCCUUUUGGCCGCCCUCAGGAGUUUGUUUCCUCUGCCAUGCUCUAACCCUGUGCAGCUGCUUCAGGCAUAGAACUCCAUGUAAAGAAACGUUGAAUGCAUGUUUAUUUCUGUAAAGAAAUGUUGAAUAUAUGUUUAUUUCUGACUCAAAUAGUCUAUUUAUUGUUGAAUGUGGGCGAGAUUUGAUCGCAGCUAAUUCAGAAAAAAACAUACUGUUUUUCCUGUUGUGGAAAAUUGUUUAUAUCCCCAAGAUGAUCUGUAUGAUGCUUGAUUGGGGUUGAUUAGCAUGAUGAGUACUAUGAAUUCCAGUAUAAAAAUGCAUGAUGUUUGUGUUUGUUAAAAGAAGUGAAUUACUCUAAAAUUACACCAGUGUGACGCUGGUGAGUCAUAAGAUUUGUAUAUGUAUACAAAAUCAAAGAUUUAUAUGUCAUUGUGCUAAAUUGUCUCAGUUUGCCUAUUGCCUAUGAAUCUUUUUCUACUUUUGGUUGAUAAGUAGUUUUUUCUACCAUAUUUUGGGGUGCUUUAGAUUUAUGAUGGUCAAAACCCAGCAUUUUCUUUUUGUUUGGCUAAUGAAGCACUGAAUAAUAGCCAUUAGGAUGCAGCAAAAAAGAAAUAGUUUCAAUCUCAAGAAGCUCAUUUCCUUGCUCGGGGAUUGCAAGGUGUUCAUCACUGAAAUCAAAGAGUCUUUGUGGCAGGGAACAAUAUCAGGACAUAAGAUGUGGUAUCAUAUUCAGGGAAUCGAUGAAUUAUUGAAUGAUUUGAUAGAUCAAGUUGUAACAACAACAUAUGUGUGCCUACAUUUGAUGGUAAAUAUCAUGAGUGGGCAGCUCAGUUCAUCAGUCAUUAUUUAAAUUUUUUUUUACAUAAUACAAAAUUAUGACACUUGAUUUAUAUGCAGCAUCAGCUAGAUCAGCAAUUUAAGGUACUGAUUUCAGUUGUCAAAGCUGUCAAAGUCGCCAUGUGAACCAUAAUGGAUGGUUGCUGUUAUAGCAGUCAGUAUUAAUGACAUCUCAUGGUGCAAUCUAAUGUAGAAGCAACACUUAAUGUAUUCUGCAAUGUAAAAGAGCCAAUGAUUAGUAAAAUAAGAUGAUUGAUGGCAAUUUUUUAUUGUGUCCAUCUGCUUCAGGUGUUUGUACAUGCUGAAAACUGCAUAAUGUCUUCUUUUAUGAUUGUUGGUUUAUUUGCAUGUGGAACAAAAAUUAUCUUUAAAGCUCUGUUGGCGUUUCUGUGCCAGAAUUGUGACUAGUGAGUUAUUCAUAUCAUUAAGUAUUUGUAUUGUUUUUGCAUACAGUGUGUUUGAUCUAUAUAGUUAUGUGACUUAAAAAAAUUCCCUAAACUGCCUUUAAACUGGUUUGACUACUUAAAUAUAAAUAAGGUGUCUAUGAAUCUUAAAUAGUAUGAUGUUUACCUUGCGAGCUAGAAAUCUGCAGUGGAUGCCUACUGUCAUGGGUCUUUUCAUAUUUUACUUUAAAUUAUAGAGCAUAAAAAUCACAUGAUAAAUUUGUUGGUUUUUUUUCAAAAUAAAAAAAAAUGGAGCACUUGGAAUACUAUAUAUGCUACCCACAAAAACAUAAUCAUUAAGGAACUUUUAACCCUAGGUUGUUGGAAUUUUAAAUGACAGCUCUUUCUUUGCAGCAUUGCACUUGGUAUGCCUGAAUCUUAGAAAAACUGACGUGUAACUAAUUUUGUCUUGCAUAAAGAACUUGCCAGAAGUGAUUCAAGUGAUAGUUCAUGUGCUGUGUUGUGAUAUCCAUUGGAUGUCUUGUCAGUAGCUUGUAUUGCUGUUAUUUAAGAAGAGUCACAAUAACAGCUUUCAUCACCAUGGCGGGAAAAUAUAAACUCAUUUUUCUUAAUUAUAGCCAUCUAUAAAUUCAUUAUAUUUUGCAUCAGUUGAUAAAAAAAAACAAUAUUCAGUUGAUGAAAAAAACAAAAUUAACCUUUUACUAGCAUACAGUUUUAACUAAUUAAAGGAUCAAAAAAUAGAUUAUAAUUUCUUUCAUUAUACUGUAAAGUACAUGUGCUGAAUAAUCUGUUUACGAAGUCACGAAAAAUCAUAAUCUAUGUUGGCUGACUAAACAUUAGGGCAAAAGGCAGCUGCUUAAAGGAUUCACAAUUUUGUUUGAGUCAUCACUGACUGAACAAAGUUUUGGGUUUAUUUCCUGCUGCACAUAAGGGGUAUAUUUGCUGUUUUCUGUGGCAUACAAUAGGUAUGACUAAUAUUUUCCAUACAUUUUCAGUCUUCUGUACCAUGUUAACUGAGCCAUACAAGAGGUAUAUUUACAGUUUUAAACUGCACAUCUUUGAAUAAUGACACAUUUUGAUAUUAUUCGUUAUUGGAGAGCUUUAAAUGGAGAAGUAAUUUUAUUACUUAUUAUGGAUCUCUAAUUCUUUUGUAAUUUUGAUAAUUUUGUCAAAUUAUUUGUACUUUUGCUUCCAUUUGAAUCUCCAAAAUGCAUUUUAUAUCAUUUCUGAAAAUCUGUGACAAUCAGGUCAUUUUCAGUAUAUGUAUUUAAUUUACCAUUUAUUGUUUGUAUUUUAUUUCUAUGCGCAUUUAUGCUUCAUAUGGUUAUAUUGUACCUCAUUAUUGUGUUUUUUAGUUUAUGUGAGAUUAUUUCUGAGUGAACAAAUCUUUUUGUAUGAUUUACAUCAUAUACAUGUAAGGUGCAAACACCAUAGUCUUAGUCGUUAUCAGGUACUACCACUAUGCUUGUAGUUGUGAGUAGAUGCUUUAUGCAGUAGUCAGAUAUCUAGGUUAGUCAAGAUAAAGCUCACGCUCAACCAUUUUUUUCCACCUCAGAAAUUGUUAUAUCAUUGUUCAUUAACAUGAUUAUUUCGUUAUUUUUAGGUUUAAUGUUUUGAUGUUAUGAUUAGAGCAGUUACUUUACUGGUUAUUAAAAAGAAACUGAUUUGUACUAGGAAAAAAACAUAGCAGGGAACUCUAAUUGCUUUUUUAUUGUUUUUGUUUACACAGACAUAUUCAUUGAAGAGUUUGAUGAGUAACGAUUUAUCAGGGGGAAAUAGGGAGAAGAUAUUUUUUGGGUUUGUGAUGUGUUGUAUUGUAAACCAGAAGUAACAUGGUGCAACCAACCUUGAGAAGGAAGUACACUUACUCCUUCUGUUAAAACUGUGUUGUGACAUUAGUGAUUGUCAACUGCUCAAUAAAAUUCAAUAGGAAUGAC